CAAACUGAAUCAAACCAAACAGGUUGGUUUUGGUUGGUACCGAAAGUGAAGUGAAAUGUUGUCCUUUCAAACCAUAUCCGACUAAAAAAUGAUUUUUCUUAAUAAUCCAAAGCAAACACAAAUUGAUUAAAAUCUAAGCUUUGAUCAACUCUCAUUCUCUGCAUCUUAGUUAUUUGGACGAGCUAACAAGUUUCUGCAAAGACACUUGUUCUCUUGAAUUCCCAUUAUUACAAGGCAUUGAGAUAUUGCAUUGCUUUCAAAUGAAGACUUUUACUUAUGGAUCAUUGAUUACUCCAAAGCUCGAAAAAGCAAAAGUCAAUAGUGACGAGUAUGAUUCAUUGAUUGGUGACCGAGAUCUUAAUGCAACAUUGAGUCAAUGGUACAAAUCCAAGGAAGAGGAAACACUUGAAAUUAGAGGAAGUUCAGGAGAGGUUGAAGUUGAUGUUACAAAGGGUGCACCUAAUGUGAUAGAGGGUGUAUCUAAUCCUACCCGCCAUGAAAUAGAUGUUAUUGAAGAGCCAUCAAUUGGAGCCACAGAAGCAAUUUAGCUGUGGGUUUACUAGGUCAAGUCAACCAGGAAGUUGAUGGUGUGCAGAACAAGUCUUGAUGGCGUACAAAGGAAGUUCCAAUGUACAAACUAUUUAUUACUACAUAAUUACAAUUACAAUCACUACCCAGCUCAAACAGCCAUGCCUACACAAAUUCCUCAACUUCCACUUGAAAUCGCUAUGGAAAUACUCUCAAGGCUUCCUAUCAAACCUCUACUACGAUUCAAAAGCGUAUCCAAAUCAUGCUACUCUUUGAUCUCUACCAAUCCUCAAUUUUCCGAGUUACAUCUCAAACGUGCAUUGCAAGACACUGAUCUUAUUCGCUACAGACUCUUUCUCACUUCUUUUCUUCCCCAAUCUCUCGACAUGGAGGAAGCCUUCUGUGACGGCCAUAAAAAUCUCGUAACAAGACAACAUAGUUUUCCAGUUACAGAUCCAGAAAGUUUGCAUUUUGAGUUCGUCGGAUCUUGCAAUGGCUUGAUUUGUGGAUUAUUUGAUUCUGACGGCAAAAUCAUUGUUUGGAAUCCAACUACUGGAGAAUCUAGAGAGUUACUGAAACCUGAUUCUGUUACGGGGGAUCAUAAGAUACUCUUCCAUGGAUUCGGAUAUGAUUUUCGUCUUGACGAUUACAAACUAGCAAGAGCUACACACUCUUCUUCUACCAAUCAACUUAAGAUGGAAAUCUUUAACUUAAAAGAAAACGUUUGGCGAUCAGCCGACAACGUCCUCCAGUUUAAUUACCUCUUAGAGGGCUCUUCCGUUGCUCUAAACGGGGUUUUGUAUUGGCUAGUCUAUCAACGCGAUAGUACUAAACACGCGAUAUAUUCAUUUGAUUUGGUGAAGGAGAAGUAUCGCGAGAUUGUAAUAGUGCCUGAUCAUAUUUCAGAAAAUUUGGGUGGUGAGUUUCUAGUAUCAAGCUUGAAGAUUCUAGGAUCAAGUUUAUGUAUAUGUUAUCAUGCGGAAUCUUUCGCGAUGUGGGUGGCGAACGGAUAUGGCAGCGAAGCGUGUUGGGCUAAAUUGUUCAGUUUCUCGAGUGAGCUACUUCCUGAGUAUGGAGAUCCACUACAUGUUUUAUGGGUUGCAAAGAAUGGUAAUGUUAUAUUAAUUGUGGAUGCUUGUCGAAUAGUUAUUUAUAAUCCUAUUGAAAUGAGUUCAAAAGAUUUCUAUAUAGAAUCAUGUCCGUUUGGUAUCCAGACUAGUGUUGAUUCAAUUAGUUACAUGGAGACUUUUGUUUCACCAAAUGCGCAUAUUCAUCCAUCGAUUAGUAGCUGCAGCAAGAUUUUCUAGUAAACGAAGAUGAAGAUGAAGAUGAGCGAACAAAUUUACAUAAAUUAUGAUGCAGAUUAUUUAGUAAGCAGUCUUGUGCUGUUUGUAUGUAGUGUAUAAGAAUGAGUUUUAUUGAUUGUAUAAUGUGAUGAAUUAAAAUUCUGUAAUUGAAUAAGAAAAAAAUAAAGUGUUGUAUUUACACCAUCAA
Mercurialis annua (annual mercury) is the source of this 2022-nucleotide messenger RNA. RefSeq names its product F-box/kelch-repeat protein At3g06240-like. NCBI's taxonomy places the organism in Eukaryota, Viridiplantae, Streptophyta, Magnoliopsida, Malpighiales, Euphorbiaceae. Bases 585 to 1835 code for a protein of 416 amino acids. Gene Ontology annotation, molecular function: protein binding. The record is from RefSeq and is a predicted model, not a curated record. The transcript has 2 exons.